AUGAACGAGUCCAAUAUCAACGAUAUCACACAAGACGCCCGUGUACGGGUCCUCACCGGCCUCUACUCCCAGGAAGAAAUCCUUGAACAGCUCAUCGAGAUCUACGAACUUCCCGAGCACGGCACAGCCGUCGUCCAACAACUCAUUCAAUCACUCUGGGACCAGCAACUAGAAGAAGAGGCCACAUGGUCCGAUGAACCGACCGACGUUGAAAAGCUCGAAGACGCUUUCUCCCGUCUAGAAGAUGAGGAUCACAUCAUCUGUCGCAUGAAUUUUACCUGCUGUGGAAGCUGCGGGAAUGCCGAGAUAGGCGGGGAGGCAGAUGAAUCACACAUUGGGUACUGCUUCUUCCAUCAGCAGGAUACAGAGGCAGCAGUCAAGGGCGCGGGGCUAUUUCUUCGAUAUGGAAUUUUCAAAGGGAAGACUACGGACGGGAGUGUGGUGAAUAUCGGCAGGAAAAUCGCUGCAACGCUACGAGAAGAAGGGCUUAAGGUGGACUGGGAUGAGGAUCCGAAGAAGACCAUCAACCUUGAUCCGUUUCAGUGGCGUGUCCGUCUCAGAUGGUUGUAA
Messenger RNA from Aspergillus pseudoviridinutans, 570 nucleotides. RefSeq lists its product as uncharacterized. The record is from RefSeq and is a predicted model, not a curated record. The coding region runs from base 1 to 570 and encodes 189 amino acids. NCBI's taxonomy places the organism in Eukaryota, Fungi, Ascomycota, Eurotiomycetes, Eurotiales, Aspergillaceae. The transcript has a single exon.